CUUGAGUCCAGAGGAAGCAGUCCGGCCCCAGUCUUAAUGUGGCGCCUGCGCAGUAUACACCUCAUCCUAUAAUGGCCGCUGGGCUUCGAAGCCGGGCUCAACCCGGAAGUGGUGCUGCUGUUGCUUCCAUUGAGCUCGGAGUCUGAGCGGGGCAGGAUGCUGAACGCGCCAUCUCAGGCUUUUCCGGCCCCUGGCUCCCAGCAGCGGGUGGCGCAGGCGGGGCGCAGCAAGGUACCUUUGAAACCAGGUCGAAGUCUUAUGGACUGGAUUCGGCUAACUAAAAGUGGGAAAGAUCUAACAGGUCUAAAAGGUAGAUUAAUAGAAGUGACUGAAGAAGAGCUUGCCAAACAUAAUAAGAAGGAUGACUGCUGGAUAUGUAUAAGAGGUCUUGUAUAUAAUGUCACCCCAUAUAUGGAGUAUCAUCCUGGUGGUGAAGAUGAGUUAAUGAAAGCAGCAGGAUCUGAUGGCACAGAUCUGUUUGAUCAGGUUCAUCGCUGGGUCAAUUAUGAGUCCAUGCUGAAAGAAUGCAUGGUUGGAAGAAUGGCUCUCAAACCCUUUGCUGUUCCUUUGAAAGAGAUUUGCUCCACUGUAUCUGAAGGAAGCGGGAUCUUCAAUGGUACCUUACCUAAAAAUAAAAGUUUGAAUAAUGGUUCAAAAGAAGUGGUUCCCAGUUAUGAUUGGUUCCAGACAGAUGAUUUGGUCACUGUGGUCAUAUACACUAAACAAAAGGAUAUGAAUUCUGAAUUAGUGAUAGCUGAUCUUCAGGAUAAUAAAUUGAGAGGGGAAAUCAUAGUGAAGGACUACUCAUACCUUUUUCAUGUUGAAUUGAGUCAUGCAGUUCAUGAGGAUAUCAUAGUACAGGUCUCUGAAAAAGUGGGAAAGGUGGACUGUGUCCUGAAGAAGAAAGAAACUGUGUCUUGGAAGACUCUUGGGCAGCCACUGGAGAAUCAUAACUCUUUUGUAAAGUGCAAAGACAGAGGUCUGUUCUACAGGAAAUGCAAAUUGCUAUCAAAAGCAAAUGUCACUCAUGAUACUAGGCUCUUCUGUUUAAUGUUACCACCAGGGAGUCAUCUCCAGGUCCCUGUUGGGCACCAUGUUUACCUCAAACAAACAAUUACAGGCACAGAGAUAGUGAAGCCAUAUACACCAGUGUCAUCUUCCUUGGUACCAACAUUCAAAAGUCCCUCUUACAGUGAUAACAUGCAUAUAUUUCUCAUGAUCAAGAUUUACUCCAGUGGACUGCUUACACCAGUACUUGACACUCUGCAAAUAGGGGAAUAUAUUUCUCUGAGUAAUCCUGAAGGUAACUUCACAACAUCACAAGUUGAAGAGGUAGAAGAACUAUUUUUAUUGGCAGGAGGCACAGGAUUCACACCAAUGGUUAAACUGCUAAACUAUGCUUUGACUAGUAGCAAUACUCUCAGGGUAGCAAAGUUGAUGUUCUUCAACAAAACAGAAGAUGAUAUACUUUGGAGAAGUCAGCUAGAACAAUUAGCCCAUAAUGAUGCAAGGUUUCAUAUUCAGUUUGUUCUUUCGGAGCCAAAGAUAGGAUGGACCGGCAAACAAGGAAAAAUUUCUACCUCUUUCCUUUCUGAAUUUGUGGAAAGAAAUAAAGUUGAUUCUAAGAUAUUAAUAUGUAUCUGUGGUCCAUUAUCUUUCAUGGAACAAGGAAUACAAUUAUUGCAAGAUCUUGGACACUCCAGUAAAGAAAUACAUUGUUUUACAGCCUAAAAAUGCAAUACUAGGACUCCACUUAGCGCACUUCACUAAUAAAGUACUUUUUUCAAUUGGAAUCCUGAAAGAAAGUGUUAUGCAUGAAUACUGUAUUCUUUUCAAUUACUUGAACUCCCAUUUUUUCUGGGAGACAAUUUUAUAUUUUGCUUUGAAAUGGUAUUUAUUUUUGCUACUAUGUAAAACUUAAAUUUUAGAAGUAAAUAAGUUAGCACAGCUCAUGCAUGUUGAAUCGAUUUGCAUUCUUACCUCCAUCUGAUAUAAUUUAGUAGCAUUGGUUGCACUGAUUCCUUUGGCUAUCUAGGCACUAGAGACCUUUUUUUAAAAUUACAGUAUAUCCUCAUUGCUGUCAAAUGUUUUGUUACUGUAGCAAUAUAGUAUGAAGUUAAGUUUCAUGGUUAAACUCAGGAAUAUGAUUGGUUUCAGUACAGUCUUACUGAUGUCAUAAAGCUGUUGUAUUGUAAAUGAGAAGUGUGUGUGUUCUUACAGAUCAUAUAAGGUAUAUUCAUUUUAUAAUCAAAAUUACUUUUUGUAUAAGACUGAUGAAAACAAGAGACUGUUGUAUUAAAAUAAAAUAUAUGUAUUAACUAUUUAUCCCAGUGAUGGUGAAACGUUUAGGAUCCAAGUGCCCAAACUAAAAGACAUUCCAGAACCAGGUGUUACCCAGUGCCAGGGGCAGGACUGCUGAGGGGAUGGGACUUCCACCUUCUCCCCCCUCCCAGCCGCCUCUCUAGAGGCAGCUGGUUGCCUGGGAUGGCCAGGAAGAGGAGGAACAGGUGUGCACCUGUUCUUCCUCUUCCCUGCCCUCUGCGUGCCCUGAAAAAUUGCUUUGUGUGUCAUCUCUUGCACAUGUGCCAUAGCUUCACUACCAUGGACUUAUCCCUUUACAUUGUCCUGUCAAAUUCCUUGAGAUAACCAUGUAUAAUUAAAAUCACUUGCCACUAUCUUGCUCUUGAAAGGUGAGAAAAUAGUUGUCCCUAUUUUAAGUUAACAGUGGUCCCAAAGUGCUGCUGCUUUUUGAGACCUUAAUUUUAGGCCUUUUCUAUUUAAUUAUUGAAAACAUCUUCCCACACCUAUCUCCUUCAACAUGAAGUAUCUAAAGCAUUGCAUAACACUGCCAAGAAUGGUUUUAAAAACACUACAGUCCAAGAGACAGGAAGUAACUGAUGACAGUCAGCAGUACCUGAUGCACAAAAUUUCAGCAGAUAUACAGUAGAAGCGCCAGGUUGUGGAGGUUCCUGUGACUUGAACAGAUAUUAGCCCCAGUGGAAGUGAUCAUGUCUCGGUCCAUCAGGUACAGAGGGCAAAAAAGAGGGCUGGGGAAACCAGUGAGACCAAGGGGUUCUCAUGCCAGUUCGUGGCCUUGAUUCUGCCUGCCAUAGUCAUGUGGAGCCUGACCGACUGUGUGUGGGGGGGGGGGGAUACAGCUCUUGAUGGGAAAGAAAGUUGCCCAACCCCAGGGAGGUGCUGGAGAUGCAUACAGUACCAGGUGACACUCCAGUAAAGAAAUAUAUUGUUUUACAACCUGAAAAUGCAAUAUUAGGACUUUGCUUAGCACACUUCAUUAAUAAAGUUUCUUUUUUAAAAACUGGAAUUCUGAAAGAAAGUGUUAUGCAUCAAUAUUGUAUUCUUUUGAAUUAUUUGAACUUCCAUCUUUUCUGGGGGACAAUUUUAUAUUGUGCAUUGAAAUGGUAUUUAUUUUUGCUACAAUGUAAAACUUAAAUUUUAGAAGUAAAUAAGUUAGCACAUCGCGUGUGUGUUGAGUAGAUUUGCAUUCUUACUUCCAUCAGAUAAGAUUCAGUAGCAUCUGUUGCAGUGAUUCCUUUGUCUGUAUAGGCACCAAAGGUGAUACCAAAACAACUGUAUAACAUUUUUGUGUAGUCUGGGGCAGUCAGAGCCACUCCAGCCACUGCCUCAGUCAUGCCAUCAGGGUGAUGCUGAAGUGGCCCCAUACCAAACAGGCUGAAGGAAG
This is a messenger RNA of Sceloporus undulatus (fence lizard), 3703 nucleotides long. RefSeq names its product cytochrome b5 reductase 4-like. Gene Ontology annotation, molecular function: oxidoreductase activity; heme binding. The record is from RefSeq and is a predicted model, not a curated record. Gene Ontology annotation, biological process: superoxide metabolic process; generation of precursor metabolites and energy. The coding region runs from base 157 to 1731 and encodes 524 amino acids. NCBI's taxonomy places the organism in Eukaryota, Metazoa, Chordata, Lepidosauria, Squamata, Phrynosomatidae. Gene Ontology annotation, cellular component: endoplasmic reticulum. The transcript has 16 exons.